Messenger RNA from Danaus chrysippus (African queen), 771 nucleotides. The record is from the annotation of a GenBank genome assembly. Lineage: Eukaryota; Metazoa; Arthropoda; Insecta; Lepidoptera; Nymphalidae.
AUGGCACGUUAUGUUUUGAAAACGCUGCUUUUCUUCUGUUUCACAUUCAUAACACACACCGGGGAAGCUGCGGAGAAUGAUACGCCUACUAUACCUGAAUAUCUGCUACCAUGCAGUCGCAGCGAUCCAGACUUGGACAACUGUAUAAAGAGAUCCUUCAAUCACUUACGACCCUACCUAGCGAGAGGUCUAACGGAUUUGGACGUCCCACCAGUUGAGCCUUUGUUUAUAGACAAACUGGUGAUGGAAAAUGAUGCUGGACCAGUACGAGUGAGAGCAACCUUCAGCAACAUCACUGUAGUUGGACCUAGUAAUUAUACUGUCACUAAAAUUAGAUCUGAUUUGAAAAAGUUGAGAAUCGACAUGGGCCUGGUUCUACCUCGCAUCGAAGUCACCGGUCACUACGAAGUGAUGGGACAAGUUCUUCUCUUCCCCGUCCGCUCACAGGGAGACUUCUGGGCUUCAUUCAACGACGUGGUUGCUAUCGUGAAGAUAUUCGGCAAGGAGAUAGAGAAGGAGAACGUUAAGUAUAUGACGGCAGACAGGAUGAUGGUGGACUUCAAGCUGAAGAGCUCCAGGUUCAAGGUCAGGGACACCGUCAACCACGGCAGCGUUAUUGGAGAGGCGAUGAACCAGUUCCUCAACAACAAUGCUCAUGAGAUCAUCGAUGAGAUGAGGCCAGCUGCCUCCGCUGCCAUCGCAAAACAUUUCCGUACCUUCCUCAAUGCAGCCUUCGAGAGAAUACCUAUCGAUGUUUGGUUGACGCCUUAA